This is a messenger RNA of Sinocyclocheilus anshuiensis, 1600 nucleotides long. Its product is annotated as DNA mismatch repair protein Mlh3-like. The transcript has 12 exons. The record is from RefSeq and is a predicted model, not a curated record. Gene Ontology annotation, cellular component: mismatch repair complex. NCBI's taxonomy places the organism in Eukaryota, Metazoa, Chordata, Actinopteri, Cypriniformes, Cyprinidae. The coding region runs from base 256 to 1533 and encodes 425 amino acids. Gene Ontology annotation, biological process: mismatch repair. Gene Ontology annotation, molecular function: ATP hydrolysis activity; ATP binding; ATP-dependent DNA damage sensor activity.
ACAUGCCUUUUAAAUCCAGUGUCUUCUAGCAAAUCCAAUCACUGCUUUGUCGGAUCUACUUUGUGUUUAGAUUAUUUAGACAAGCCCUUAUUGAGGAACAUUUCAGGUGUUCAUUCUCCUUAUAGUUCUGAAUGUUCUGCUGAAUAUUCAUCAUGGUACAGGCGAGACAAACUAUCAUUGGCUGCCAAAUGUUCCUAUUUAAAACAUGACAAAGAGCCAUUCAAAGAGGUCAGCAGAGAUACAGACUCUCUUCCUAUGGAAAAUUCAUCUUUCCCAGUUGUGCAAGACGCACACUUUAAUGAAAAAUCCUGUGAAGUAGAAAAAAGCCUCCUAGAAGAUGUGUUAUUUGGAUCCACUGGAACUGUUGAUUCAGUUGUCCAUGAUUUUUCUAAAGAUUUUCCAGGCUUUGCUGUAAAUGAUCAGGACACAACAAUACCAGAAACUUCCUCCGUUUUAGAAGAGUCACACCUCUGCAACAAGAAUGUGACUUCCUUUGUAGGAAGUGUAAGCUGUGUUGAUGAAGCCAGCGUAACCUCUCAGCAUGAUCCUCAGUGCAGCAACACAGGAAAUGAAGAGGAUGCCCAAGGUCCCAAUUCACUCUCGACUUUAUUCUCAGAAUGGAGUAACCCAGUGUUCAUACGGCCUCCAGAGGUUGCUGUGGAUGUAACCAGCGGUCAAGCUGAGGGUCUUGCUGUAAAAAUCCACAAUAUUCUUUACCCCUACCGGUUUACCAAGAAUAUGAUCCACACAAUGAGAGUCAUCAAUCAAGUGGACAAGAAGUUCCUUGCUUGUUUGAUAAACACAACAGAGCAGGAAUCCUCUGAAAGCAGUAUGAAUGAAGGAAAUCUUCUAGUGUUGGUUGAUCAACAUGCUGCCCAUGAAAGAGUUCUACUGGAGGGGUUGGUAACAGACUCCUAUGAGGAUGACCCAGACACACCAGGAAAAAAGAGGCUGUGUUCUUCAAGUGUUACCCCACCCUUAGAGAUUAAUGUAACUGAAGAGGAAUUGAGACUUCUGAGGUCUUGUCAGGCCUUCCUGAGGGGUCUUGCUUUAGAUGUAAGGCUCCCAAAGAGUGAGUCACUGAAUGUGUUGUUGGAGAGACUUCCCACAUGUUUCAUAGAGAAAGAAAGCACAGAGCUCCGCCGUGGAAGACGGUCGGUAAUUAAAACCAUUGCAGAGGACUAUUUGCGAGAACACAUUGAGCUUCUCCGCUCAACAGGAAGAGUGAGAGGAACACUGCCUCUGACAGUUCAUAAUGUGCUCGCCUCACAAGCUUGUCAUGGAGCAAUUAAGUUCAAUGACAUUUUGAGAAAAGAGGAGUGCUGUAGUCUGGUGAGCUCGCUCUCCUCUUGUCAGCUUCCCUUCCAGUGUGCUCAUGGAAGACCUUCAAUCGUCCCUCUGGCUGACCUUCACCACUUGGAAGAUCCACAGGAUCUUCCCAAACCAAAUCUGAGGAAACAGUUUGUACAGAAAUGUACAAAUCUUGGCAGCUCUAUGGAAAAAGCUGCUGGCAACAACACUGCUCAGAGAUAGAGUAGCCAAUAAUAAAGGACUAUACUCGAUCAUGGAGCAUUUUCCUCCAAUCAAAUUGUUCCUUGCA